Periophthalmus magnuspinnatus is the source of this 2959-nucleotide messenger RNA. It is a transcript of the gene qsox2, whose product is annotated as quiescin Q6 sulfhydryl oxidase 2. Gene Ontology annotation, molecular function: flavin-dependent sulfhydryl oxidase activity; protein disulfide isomerase activity. The transcript is spliced from 11 exons. Gene Ontology annotation, biological process: protein folding. The record is from RefSeq and is a predicted model, not a curated record. Bases 122 to 2287 code for a protein of 721 amino acids. Gene Ontology annotation, cellular component: Golgi membrane. NCBI's taxonomy places the organism in Eukaryota, Metazoa, Chordata, Actinopteri, Gobiiformes, Gobiidae.
CUCCAACGGAGUGAGCGCUCUGUCUUUACUGUGAUCUCUGCCUAACCACGUCGCUGCUACCGGACUGUAUCGGAGCUCCUGAGCUCACUGCCCAAAAGCCGCCGUGUUUACUUGUCCGCGGAUGGCAGCUGUGCUAGUGAUGCCGCGGUGGUUGUGGCUGUUUUCAGCGGUGCUGCUUAUCCUCCUGCCAUGCUGUGAGUGCGCUGCCGCCCGCCUGUACACGGAGCAGGACCCGCUGGUGAUCCUGACCAGGGACACUCUCCGGGCCACGCUGACCGACUCAUCCAGCGCUUGGUUGGUCCAGUUCUACUCGUCUUGGUGCGGACACUGCAUCCAGUACUCCAGUACAUGGAAAGCACUGGCCCGAGACGUGAGAGACUGGCAGGGGGCCAUCAGUGUAGCGGUGUUCGACUGUGCUCUGGAAGAAAAUUUUGACCUCUGCAGAGACUAUGGCAUCAAGUUCUACCCCACAUUCAAGUAUUUCAAAGCCCACAGUGGAGAGGCAGAGCGAGGGACCAUCUACAGAGGGGGUGAUAGAGAGAUCCCGUCAGUGAGACAGCUCAUGGUGAACAUCCUGCAGAACCACACCAGAGAGGAGAGACCGGAGCAGUGCCCAGAGCUCCGGCCCUACAGUUCUGUGGAGCUGCUGCCAUUGUUGGGACAGAAGUCCGACCACUACAUUGCCCUCAUUAUUGAAGAACCCAAAUCCUACACCGGCCGAGAAGUGAUCCUGGACCUUCUCCAGUACUCGGGGGUCCUGGUGCACAGGGCCCUAAGCACAGACCGCCCUCUGGUGGACGCACUGGGAAUUACCGAGCUGCCCGCAGUCCAUCUACUGCAACCUAAUGGCACCCACUACAGUCUGCACACGGAAAAGAGACUGCGGUUCUUCUUCACGUCACUCCUCAAAACCUUACCAGGAGUCCAGAGGAAAACCCAUACGAACAGCAGUGUCCUGAACCCACUGAAGGGGGCGCUGUCUCCACCACUGAACACCCAGCCCUGGAGGGACUUUGACCGGUCUCUGGUGUAUGCGGCCGAUCUGGAGUCUGCUCUUCACUACCUGUUCAGGGUCGAGCUAGCCUCUCACAACUCUCUGGAGGGGGAGGAGCUACACACCUUCAAAGACCUGGUCACUCUGCUCGCCAAGCUUUAUCCAGGAGGGGGCGCAGUGGUGAAGCUCAUGGAGACACUGUCUGAUUGGCUACUGAGUCUGCCUCUUCAGAAGAUCCCCUAUCAGGCCGUUUUAGACCUGGUGGACAACAAGAUGAAGAUCUCAGGUGUGUUCUUAGGUGCUGACCUGCGCUGGGUGGGGUGUCAAGGCAGUGCUCCGGGUUUCCGUGGUUACCCGUGUGCCCUCUGGACCCUGUUCCACGUGUUGUCCGUAAGCAGACAGGCCACGCCGUCGGCUCUGCGGCACACGGCCCUGGAGGCGGAACCUGCACCCGUGCUGAACGUGAUGCGCCGUUACAUCAGGACCUUUUUUGGUUGCGAGGAGUGCGGCAAGAACUUUGAGAAAGCUGCCUCGUCUGACAGUGCCGUGGGGAUUAAGAGCCCAGAGGAAGAGGUGAUGUGGCUUUGGAACCAACACAAUGAGGUGAACUACAGACUGGCAGGCUCCCUGAGUGACGACCCCCUGUUUCCUAAAGGGGCGUGGCCUCCUCCGUCUUUGUGCGCGCCCUGUCACAUGGAGAACCGGGGCCUGCACAGCUUCAACCACCAGGAGGUACUCAACUUCCUGCUCCACCACUAUGGAGAGACCAACCUGUCCCGGAAGUAUGCCCUGGAGCCCGCCAUAGCCAUGGAGAAUGAAAAGGAGAGAGGUGACAAGAAGAAAGAAGAGGAGGCGGAGGGAGGAGGAAAGGAGAGAGGAGACAAGAAAAAAGGAGAGGAGGAGGGAGGAGGAGAGGAGAGAAAAGACAAGACGAAAGGAGAGGAAGAGGGAGGAGAGGAAGAGAAAGAAAACAAAGAAAAAAGAGAUAAGGAGGUAGGCGAGAACAAUAGCGCAAACAAGGACGCUAGCAAGGAUGUAGCUGACAAAUUGGACGGUUAUCGUAAGGCAGAUGAAGCUGGGGCGCAGGAGGACCACGCCAGAUCCGCGGAGGAGAGGGUGGGUGCGAGCGGGGAGCAGGGGAAUCGAACCCUCGCCCUGGGCUUCAACAGUGUGGACAUGAGCCUGUGCCUGCUCCUGUACGUCGGCUCCUGCGUCUUCCUCAUGCUGCUCUUCUUCUUCUUCAGGGUGCGUUCGAGACGUUGGAAGCCGCGCCCCCCGAAGUUUGCCGUGUGAAUUACGAGACACACACACACACACACAAAAAAGGAAAUUUAAACCAUGCCACUGCCCCCUGAGCCCGACGUCAGGUUCAGGGAUGAGUUUGGAUUUUAAAGGUGCUGUACCUGAUUUUUGCUGUCUUCAAAGCGUGAAAAACAGCUUGUUCAAUUUAAACAGUUCGCAAUGGUCCAAAGUUAUUCCUCUCUUACCUUAUGCAUUCCAAGCAUCCAAAUUAUUCGCUGCAAAGUUUAUAAGUACUUUUUCCAACGUUUCAGAGACCAGUCAUGCCGUGUUGAGGCUAAUCACAUCUAGCAUGCUAACACACUUCUUGGAAACGUUUUAUAAAUGGAUGCAGACAAUACACUCUCGACUUAUUUUGAUCUUUAGAGCUGCUCAUACAAUAUAUCUGUACUGGGGAGAGAGACAUUUUACUCAAAUACAUGGGAAAAAUCAGGUACAGCCCCUUGUAACGUGGAAUUUCGUGGAAUUUCGUAACUUUUCACAUGAAAGGUCCAGGCUUUUAAAUCACUUUUACACCUUAGUUUUGGUAUCAUGUUUACCUGGCUCUCUCUCACAUCAUAGAAAUCAUAACAGCCGCAUAUUUGCCUGUCACGAUAACAAAUUUUGAAGUUUGGUAUAUUUCUGAAGUAAAUAGACGACUAUAUUUAAAGUAAUUUAUUCACACAG